ACACACCAAAAAAUCUCACCCCACCAUGGCCCGUUUCUCUCUCAUCCCCAUCCUCUCUCUCCUCCUCUUCUCCGCCGUCGUCGCCGCCGCCGCAGUCUCUGCCGAUGAUCCGUUGAUCCGGCAAGUGGUCCCGGAGGAAGAAAUCUCAACCGAUCAUCUUCUCAACGCCGAUCACCACUUCAGUUUGUUCAAAACAAAGUUUGGUAAAACGUACGCGACUGCAGAGGAGCACGAUUACCGUUUGACAGUGUUUAAGUCUAACUUGCGCCGUGCUAAGCGUCACCAGUUGCUGGAUCCGACUGCUGAACACGGUGUUACGAAGUUUUCUGAUUUGACGCCGUCGGAGUUCCGUGAGAGGUAUCUAGGGUUGAAGAGCUCGUUAAAGUUUCCGUCUGAUGCGAAUAAGGCGCCGAUUCUUCCGACUGGUGAUCUUCCUGAAGAGUUUGAUUGGCGUGAUCAUGGCGCUGUUACUCCUGUUAAAAAUCAGGGUUCGUGUGGAUCGUGCUGGUCGUUUAGUACAACGGGAGCUUUGGAAGGAUCUCACUUUCUUCAAACAGGGGAGUUGGUUAGUCUCAGUGAACAACAACUUGUGGAUUGUGAUCAUGAGUGUGAUCCAGCUGAAAAGAAUUCAUGCGACGCGGGCUGCAAUGGCGGGCUGAUGAACAAUGCAUUCGAGUACAUACUCAAAGCUGGUGGGCUUCAGAAAGAGUCAGAUUACCCUUACACAGGAAAAGACGGUACAUGUCAUUUUGACAAGACCAAAAUCGCUGCAUCCGUAUCCAAUUUCAGUGUAGUUGGCACAGACGAAGACCAAAUCGCUGCCAACUUGGUUAAAAACGGCCCUCUUGCAAUUGGAAUCAAUGCAGCUUGGAUGCAGACAUAUAUUGGCAAAGUCUCCUGCCCGUAUAUAUGUUCAAAGAAGCGUUUGGAUCAUGGUGUUCUUCUGGUUGGAUACGGGUCGGCUGGUUAUGCACCGGCUAGAUUGAAGGAGAAGCCAUAUUGGAUCAUCAAGAACUCGUGGGGACCUGAUUGGGGAGAGGAUGGAUAUUACAAGCUUUGCAGUGGUUACAAUUUGUGUGGUAUGGAUACCAUGGUUUCAGCAGUGGUUGCUACAAAUACUUGAACUUUGUGUUUGAAUUGUUGAAUGAAUAUUACAAACUUGCUACAAUUUACAUCAUGUACAGUAUUAGUUGUUGGAUCAAAACCUAUUUGCUUUCAUGAUUCGUCUCGUGGAUUGAGUUAAAAAGGGGUUUAUUGUAUCAAAAAUGUAAUGAAUGUUUAUGUUUAUCUUAUUAUAUAUAUUAUCUGAUGUAACGAACUUAUAUAUCGUUACUAUUUUAUGGAA
Molecule: messenger RNA, 1345 nt
Organism: Helianthus annuus (common sunflower)
Lineage: Eukaryota; Viridiplantae; Streptophyta; Magnoliopsida; Asterales; Asteraceae
Product: cysteine proteinase 15A
Exons: 4
Coding region: 26-1123 (365 amino acids)
Cellular component (GO): lysosome
Molecular function (GO): cysteine-type endopeptidase activity
Source: RefSeq, a predicted model, not a curated record